AGUACUGGGAGCUGCAGACGGUGCGGACCCUGGCCAGGACCACCCCCCGCCACGGGGAGCCAAUCCUCCCGCCUCCCUCUCGCUCGCUCUCAAACCGGGGCUCACCCCCGUCACUCCCACCACCAACGACUUCAACCCCGCCAUCAACCUCACCCCUGCGCCCCCCUCGCCCAUCGCAGCCAUCAGCGACCUUUCCCCCUCCGCGAGCGACGAUGGGGAUCGGCAAAGCCGCCGGGUUCAUCUCAAGGUGGUGCUGAACAGCGGUGAGGAGCGGGGAGAGGAGGUCAGCCUUACCGAGCCAGUGAUGAUGGAGCCAGGACAGGUGGAGCUUCCUCACUGCAGCACCAGUAAGUUCGGGGGGAACUCGGCCCCGGGCAGGACCCCCAUCGCCACAGACCCUCGCCCGCUCCAAAACCUCAGCACAUACGUCCAGCCCAGCCACGAACACGAGCCAAUGAGGAACCCGGAGGCUGAGGACAGCCAAGAGGACAAAGCCAACAUGGUGAUCAUGGACGGUGUGAGUUACCGGGCACCGAGCCCCGGCACAGUGCAGGCGACCAGCAGUGGGGCCGUGGGGGCUUCUCAGGGACCAGAAGAUGACGGGCAACAUGGAGAGACGGGAGAUGUACCAGCCCCGUGGUUGUUGUCAGGUGAUGGGGCCGAGGAGGGGGAGAUUGACCGGGAGCCGAGGAUCAGACCCUCCCCCGUUGCCGAGCUCCCCUUUCGUCUGCCAACCCCCACUGGGGAGCUGCCCUCGGGGGGAGGAGCCCCCGGCACGGGGGAGGAUUUGCCAGAGCCUGAGGUCCCCCCCAAGGAGAGCGACGCUCAGCGUGAGAGCGAGUCGGAGCCGAGUUUGGAAGGUGGGGGGGCGGAGGAGGAUUGUACAGACGAGGAGAAGGACAAGGAGGGAGAGACCCCGGCACAGAAACCUCCCAAAACAGCGACCCCCGAAAAGAGGCAGCGUAAACGGCUGUCGUUACCGGCUUCAGACCGACGCCUGCGGAGCCAACAGCCCCCCGGAGAGAGACCGCAGCCCAGCUCCUCCCCGCCCCUUGAGGGCUGUAAGCAGGAACCCCCCCUCCUGGAGGGGCUCCAGAUGCCCUAUAUCAAGGUGAAGCUGCUGCGAGGCCAGAGGGAGGGGAACUACACGCGAGAGGUGGAUGUGAGCCGAGCCGUCUCCGUCCACUUCCCCGGCGACUGCCUCAACAAGUCGCUGCUGGAGAGCAUCACGGACCCGCAGAGCCAGCUGGACGAGGCGCCGGGUGGAGACGUCGGCAAAGAGGGCGUCCAGACGAGGAAGACAGUGAAGAAUGCGGGGAGGGGGCUGAGCGGGAAGGAGUUUGUGAAGCUGGUUGAGGAGGGGCUGAGCGGUGGGGGCUCCCAGGGCAGGAACAUUGAGAUCCACCUGGACACACAGGACUCCCACCAUCGCAAGGUUUCCUUCUCCAGCGAGAGCGGCGAGGCCGGCCGGCUUCAGGACUCUUUAGACGGGGAAGAGGACGACGACUCCGCAGUGAGGCUGUCCUGUGAGAACGAUGCCCACCUCCGUUCCUCCCCCAGGAAGCCAAAUCUCAAGGAAAGCUCCAAGAGUCCGAGAGGAGCCAGCGGAGAGAGAGAGAAGACCCCCGAUUUGGGUUUGGGGGCUUCACACCCAGGUAAGAAAGGAACGAAUUCCCAACCGUUGCUGGGAGAGAGCAAGGGAGAGGCGGGGCUCCGGGAGGCGAGCGAUGCAGAGCUGGAGACCCCACUGGCUGUGUUGGGAGAGAGAGAGAGCUGUGCUGCAGUUACAGAUACCAGCCACCAGGGGGAGACAGAUAACCAGUUGGAUUCCAGCGACAUGGACCUUCCCGGGGGGAGCAGACCAAAGUUCCUGGACUGGUGCUCGGAGGACGAGAACCAGGAGCUGAUCACCACCUUGAGCACCAAGUACGAGAGGCUCCACAAGGUGUGGGUGGUUCAGGCAGAGAAGGAAGGCCCGGCGUUGGCCAAAGGCAAGUGUAAGUCAGACCGGCUGAAGGAGAUCUGGAAAAGCAAGAGGAGAUCCCGCAAGGCGAGGGGAGAUUACGACCACAAGUCGUCGCCAGUGCAGAAACUCUUCCUGAACGACUUCAACCUGGUCAACAUCUGCCGCUGGUUCAUGGAGACCACCGAGACCCGCUCGCUAGUCAUCAUCAAGAAGGUCAACUCCCGGCUGAGCCCGGUGGAUAAUCUCAAGACCAAGAGCUACCUGCAGAAGCUGCCUCUGGGCGGGCUGUUCCCCAGCGCGCAGGCCGAGAGGCUGAAGAAACACCUCAAGAAGUUUGCAGUGGUCUCGCCAGCCAGGAAUAACUGGAAGACCAGGGCGCUGGUGGAGAGAGCCCGCCUGGGGCUGGGCGAGGAGCAGAGCGACCGAGAGAACUUCUUGCUGGACUCCACAGAGGGGAUGGUUCCCAGGAACCUCUUCCCCUCACAGGCUCGAGGAGGGGGAGGCCAGGCUGGAGAUGUCAGCCAUCUGCGUGUCAACAAGAAAGUCUCGCCUCCCAAACCCCUGGGGCUGAAGAAGCCAGUGAGCAGCUGGAUCCUCAGGAAAUAUUCCAACAUGAGAGACAAACUCCGAGCUCAACAUAGGUUCAAGCCCUCCCCUGCCGAGCCCAGACACAAGAGUGUGUGUAUGAAUCCCCUGGUCUCCCCCAAGCUGACCUCCCAAACCCAGCUGGACUCGUGCAGAGAACCUCCUCCACCCCGGCCAGAGGAGAGCAGGGGCAGAGGGAAAGCGGUGAGGAGGAGGGGAAGGCAGCUCGGCCGGAGUAGGCCCGAGACAGAGCCUGCUGCCCAGACUGCCAAACCCGGGACAAAGGUCGCGAGCGGCAAGUCCCGGGUCAAAGGGCGGCUGGUUGGCUCCAGAUCGUCCGUCGCGGUCGCUGCCGGGAACCAGGGCGGCAAGAGAGCGACAGCGCGUCGCUCGCCCAGCCCGGCUGUGAAGGCCUCGCCGCGGACGAGAGAAUAA
Molecule: messenger RNA, 2986 nt
Organism: Callorhinchus milii (elephant shark)
Lineage: Eukaryota; Metazoa; Chordata; Chondrichthyes; Chimaeriformes; Callorhinchidae
Exons: 3
Coding region: 305-2986 (893 amino acids)
Source: RefSeq, a predicted model, not a curated record